Caenorhabditis sp. 36 PRJEB53466 is the source of this 903-nucleotide messenger RNA. The record is from the annotation of a GenBank genome assembly. NCBI's taxonomy places the organism in Eukaryota, Metazoa, Nematoda, Chromadorea, Rhabditida, Rhabditidae.
AUGACUGGGCAUUGGAGCUACUGCGAUGAUGAUGAGUGUGGUGAGUGCUGGGAUUAUCCCCUCGUAGAUCUCUUGAUGUUCGUCGUCUUUAUUUGGAACAUGACUUUUACAGGUCCCAACCGCUGGCCCACUGGUCAACAUCAAUCGCCGAUUAACAUUGACCUUGGAGAAGUGCAACGAAAGGAUACGCAUGAUGGGAUCAAGUUUGUGAACUACGACCAUCCGAUCCAAGGAGAUAUUGUGAACAAUGGGCAUUCCGGUUAGUGCUUGCAAGUCGGGAUUACGUUACCAUCACUUUCGUUCCAGUUCAAAUGACGCCGGAACUUCGCUCCGAGCACCCGGAGAUCUACGGCGGAGGCUUGGACCAGGUCUACCGUCUUGUCCAAUACCACUUCCACUGGGGAGAGAAUGACAACGAAGGAUCGGAGCACACGCUCGGAGGGCUUCGCUACCCUGGCGAGCUCCAUCUCGUUCACCAGGGAGUUGAGGACCCCGGCAAACUGGCCGUCGUAGGCGUUUUUCUCCAACUUGGAAAAGAAGGAAAGGCGCUGUCGAAUGAGGAGCGUGUGCUUGGACAACUCCGCAACCCGGAGACUGUGACGCGUGUCACGAAUGUGAGACUUUCCGAGAAGCUGCCCCACAAUAGAAGAUCGUUCUGGAGGUAACAAACAGCUACCGUAGCCCCAAUAACAUUGUGGCUUCAGAUACGAGGGCUCGUUGACUACCCCGCCGUGCUCUGAGAUUGUCACUUGGACCAUCUUCACUGAACCGGUUGCCGUGACGCACGAGCAAUUGGAGCUGUUCCGCCAAGUUCAGGACAUUGAGAAACGUCCCAUCAAGAAGAACUACCGUCCGACGCAAAACCUGAAUGACCGAAAGAUUGUUCACAUUGUUGCCAACUGA